Chenopodium quinoa (quinoa) is the source of this 2334-nucleotide messenger RNA. Its product is annotated as pectate lyase-like. The coding region runs from base 618 to 1952 and encodes 444 amino acids. NCBI's taxonomy places the organism in Eukaryota, Viridiplantae, Streptophyta, Magnoliopsida, Caryophyllales, Amaranthaceae. The transcript has 4 exons. Gene Ontology annotation, molecular function: pectate lyase activity. The record is from RefSeq and is a predicted model, not a curated record.
UUUUUUUUUUUUUUUUUGGUGGUUUUAUUAGAAGCAAUGGUGUUGCUAACUUGCUAUGGUGCAAACUAUAGUAAAAAAAAAAUUUUAGAACUCUGAAAAAGCAAAUGGUGCAAAUUAAAAGGAUUGGAGGAGUAAGAAACAGGCUAUGUCAUCGUAAAUAUUUUAUAGUACGUUGUUUCCCUCAAAUUUUUUUUUUGUUGUGUAUGAAGAGAAUCACAAAGGACAAAUGAUAUAAAUAUUAUUUGACUUUAUCUAAUAUAAUUGACAUUCAUGAUCUGUUCCUACCAAAAGAUUAAAGGAAAGAUACCAUACCUAGAAGACUAAAUAAACUUUUUUUUUUUUUUAUUUUUUUAUUUUUUUUUUGUGAGGAAAGCCUAAAUAACUAUUGGUUCCUUGAUUAUGCCACCUAAAAAAAGAUAUAAUUAUUUUUACACCCCAUAUUAUUUAUACAAUACAAGUUGUCACCUUGGUUUUCUUCUAAUUCAGGGUAGGAGACAGAGGAAUUGCUCAAAUGGGGUGUUGAUAUAAAUCUUCCCCUAAUUACAUCAUGAAUUGAAUUAACCACAUUACUAAUUUAUUUAUCAAAGCAUUUGGGUUAAUUCAGCCACAAAAUAAACAUGGAGAAACAAGAUUUAAUGUUUCUCCUAAUGUGUUUUUUAUCUUAUCUCGUCUUGACUUUGGCACAAAAUACCACUUUUGAGUCACAGAAUUAUUGGAAACUACGUGAACAAGAAGCUAAGAGGAAACUUGAGGCAGCCUACUAUCCUCAGCCCUAUAAUGUCACAAACCACCUUAACCUUCGUUCUCGAAUUUUACAAAGCAGGUGGUUAGAAGAUGAGGUAGGGAGAAACAACACAAGGAGGGAAUUAGCAAAGAGGUACAAAAAAGGCUGCAUGUAUACGAAUCCAAUCGAUGCAUGUUGGAGGUGCCAAGCUGAUUGGGAGAAGAAGAGACGAAAGCUAGCCAAAUGUGCGUUGGGGUUUGGAAGAGGGACUACCGGGGGCAAGGCAGGGCGCAAGUACUUGGUGAAAGACCCCUCAGACGAUGAUAUGGUGAACCCUAAACCCGGAACAUUAAGACAUGCAGUCAUCCAAGACGAGCCAUUAUGGAUUGUAUUUGCUAAGCCUGUGAUGAAAAUUAGGCUCAACCAAGAGCUUAUAGUUAAUAGCAAUAAGACCAUUGAUGGCCGGGGUUCACACGUAGUCAUUGAAGGUGGGGCUGGGAUCACAUUGCAAUAUGUGGAGAACAUUAUCAUCCAUGGAAUCAAGCUUAGGGACAUAGUCCCAGGUUCUGGAGGACUAAUCAGGGAUUCAGCUAACCAUUUCGGUUUCAGGACUCAAAGUGAUGGGGAUGCCAUCUCUAUCUUUGCAUCACAUAAUAUAUGGAUUGAUCAUUGUUCGUUCUCCAAGGCUUCGGAUGGACUCGUUGAUAUCAUCAAAGGCUCAACCGCGAUUACCAUCUCUAACUGCCAUAUGACUGAUCAUGACAAGGUAUUUUUGUUUGGUGCAUCAGACACCCAUUAUGAAGAUAGGAAUAUGCAAAUAACAAUUGCAUAUACUCACUUUGGGAAAGGAUUAGUGCAAAGGAUGCCAAGGUGUAGAUGGGGAUUCUUCCAUAUAGUCAACAACGACUACACUCACUGGCUAAUGUACGCCAUUGGUGGUGGCAAGAACCCAACCAUCCUCAGUGAGGGCAACCGUUUCAUCGCCCCUAUCAACCCAAGAGCUAAAGAGGUUACUCACAGACAGAUACCAUCAUCACCAUGGGAUAGUGGGACAUGGAUUUCAAAUAGAGACGUGCUGAUAAACGGGGCUACCUUCCUGCAGUCACGCGCACCAUUGCAGUUACAAACUAUCGAAAGUAAGAUGAUAGGUUCAAUGCAUGGGAGAUUUGCCGGGCGAGCUACAAAAUAUGCAGGACCAUUAAAAUGUGUACCUAAACGAGCUUGCUAACAGAGUUGUAUGAGGUUACAGUAGAAAAAAUGUUUUGCUUUUGUUAUUGUUUCAGUCUACAUUUGUAGAAAUAGAUGAUUGCCAAAUCGGGUAAAGUGUAAUCAACAAAUAACAAUUAUAUCCACAUCCCGAUUCUUAAUGAACAUCAAACGUCCACAAAUUUUGUCUCUACGCGAGCAUGACUUAUUCUUAAAUGAUCAAACGUCCAUAAAUUUUGUCUCUACACGAACACGACUUAUUUGCGUAUUUUGCAGUCACAGCAAACACCAAACCACUAUCGCUCAACCAAAAGUCUCCUUCGUUUUCAUACUUGAAACGAAUGCAUCAUGCAUUUCUUCACGAUGGCAACAAAUGCAAAGGUUAAAUCCUGUAGGAGAGGGUA